Messenger RNA from Westerdykella ornata, 324 nucleotides. RefSeq lists its product as uncharacterized. The record is from RefSeq and is a predicted model, not a curated record. The transcript is spliced from 3 exons. Lineage: Eukaryota; Fungi; Ascomycota; Dothideomycetes; Pleosporales; Sporormiaceae. The annotation marks the transcript as partial.
AUCCCUCCCAGGCCUCCAGGCGUGGACCCAGCCGCCUUUCAUGCGAGCCAGUUCGACAACUUCGACGCUAUAGCGGAAAAAUAUGGCUUUGACGACUUGAAUCCUGCUGUUCAGCACGCCCCAGUGUUUCUGUACGCUAGAACUGACCCGACCAUGGACCCAUGCUAUCCAGAGGGUGCGUUAAAUCAUGGAAGUUGUGGGAACGCUUAUUCUAAAGGGGGUAGCUUCCCAGUCUACGUGAGCGCAGCUUACUGCCCAGAUAAAGAAGGCCAUUCUUCUGAGGGAGAGUGGAGAAUCAACUACGACGUGUAUUAUGUGCACGAU